Molecule: messenger RNA, 1523 nt
Organism: Linepithema humile (Argentine ant)
Lineage: Eukaryota; Metazoa; Arthropoda; Insecta; Hymenoptera; Formicidae
Gene: Idh3b
Product: isocitrate dehydrogenase [NAD] subunit beta, mitochondrial
Biological process (GO): isocitrate metabolic process; tricarboxylic acid cycle
Cellular component (GO): mitochondrion
Molecular function (GO): oxidoreductase activity, acting on the CH-OH group of donors, NAD or NADP as acceptor; NAD binding; magnesium ion binding
Source: RefSeq, a predicted model, not a curated record
AAGAUAGGCAGUCGGUACUCGGCUCUGUCGUCGAAAAUGGCUUUACUAACGAGAAACAUCUACAAAACGCUCUCCCAGGCUGCUCAGAAGAGCACAGUUAGAGCCCUGCAUGUAGGCUCAAUACUGCAACAAGAACCAACAGUCGAACAAGAAGGAAAACUGAAAUGUACCUUGAUACCAGGAGAUGGUGUUGGACCAGAACUUGUGGUCGCGGUUCAGAGUGUGUUCAAAGCUGCAGAUGUCCCGGUUGAGUUUGAACCUUAUUUCCUGUCUGAAGUAAAUCCAACUCUAAGCGCUCCUCUGGAUCAAGUCUCCAACAGUAUUGCUAGGAAUCGAGUCUGUUUAAAGGGUAUCCUAGCAACUCCAGAUCACUCCAUGACUGGAGAGUUGCAGACUCUGAACAUGAAAUUACGUAAGAGCUUGGAUUUAUAUUCAAACGUUGUACACGUAAAAUCUCUGCCGGGCAUUAAAUCACGGCAUCAGAAUGUAGACUGUGUUAUUAUCAGAGAACAAACAGAAGGAGAAUAUUCUGCAUUAGAGCACGAAUCUGUCAAAGGAGUGGUUGAGUGUCUGAAAAUUGUAACUGCUACUAAGAGCCAAAGAAUCGCAAAGUUUGCGUUUGAUUAUGCUGUAAAAAAUAAUCGCAAGAAAGUUACAUGUGUUCAUAAAGCUAACAUAAUGAAGCUCGGUGACGGGCUCUUCCUCAGAUCGUGCCAAGAAAUUGCCAAAUUGUACCCCAGGAUUACAUUCGAGACGAUGAUUGUCGACAACUGCACCAUGCAAAUGGUUUCCAAUCCGCACCAAUUCGACGUCAUGGUAAUGCCGAACUUGUAUGGAAAUAUUGUGGACAAUCUCGCGUCCGGUUUGGUCGGUGGUGCAGGAGUCGUCGCUGGUGCUAGUUACAGCGCCGAAUGUGUCGUUUUUGAACCGGGUGCAAGGCACACAUAUUCCGAAGCGGUCGGCAAAAAUGUCGCAAAUCCAACGGCAUUGUUUUUGUGUGCGGUAAAGCUGCUAAAUCACGUGAAUCUUAAACGUUACGGUGAGCAGAUUCGAGAGGCUUUGAAUCGCGUGUUGAAUGAUGGAAAGGUGCUUACAAAAGAUCUCGGUGGGCAAAGCUCAACGACGGAUUUCACCGCCGCUGUAAUAAACAGCCUACGUUAACGAGAAAGCUCGACAUAGAAGGACGUAGAAGAUUCUGGGUCGUAAAUUUAUUAUAUCGAAAUUACCUGGAAAAUCUGAAAUAAUCAUAUGAAUUGUAGUGCCACACCCGUUAUAGGGUAUAUCUAAUUUACAUAUGUUAUGAAAUUUGUAAAAUUAUAUAAUUCUAGAAGUCUAUAAUGUAAAUUCUAGAAGUCUAUAAUGUAAAUUCCUAUUUGUAAACAGUAAUAUGCAAACAAAAAGAAAUUUCUCUGCACGUUGUGUGAUCGUGGAAAUCCGGUUGCAUAAUUAGUUCUUUAAUAGCAUGACAUGUACAACUUGUAUAAUAUCUAUAUAUAAUAAAUUGCGUUAACGCGUAGAGAUUA